ACACGGUUCGACGUAUGAUGACAGGUGGUGAGUGAAUGAAUGCAUUGAAUUGUAUCGGAGUGCAUUGUACUGAAAAAAUAAAGUAUUGCAUUAAAAAUAACAUUACAAACCAUUGCACUUGCCAAAUUAUGUCUAUGAGCGUAACCUUAACAGCGCCAAUAGUCUAGAGUGCAUUAGUAUUGAAAUAUUACAUUACCUCUCAAAAUGGAUAUCCUAGAAAGAAUUUAUCGCAACAUUCGAGGACAGCUUUGCAACCUGCCGGCUACAGUGCCUAAAGCUGUGGAUUAUGUUAAUAAGUCAGUGCAAAAAGUGAAAAUACCACCAUUCACAAGGGACAAUGUGUUGUACUACUAUUUACCAAUGCAAGGUCUGGUCAGUUACACAACGCUAUCAAUAUCUGUUAUGAAUCCUCAUUUAAUGGUCAGGUUAUUUCCACGACGAGAUGUCACUGACCUUUUGUUCCUAUCGGCUGGUGGUGGAGCAGGUCUAUGGCUCUGGGCCCGUCCCCACAUGGCAGCGGCAGUGCCAGCUAGAAGAUUCUCCUGGGCAUUCCUCGGGGGCUGCCUCUGGCCUCUUGGCUCAAUAUUCAUGUGGGCUAUACUGAGGAGCUCAGUUGGACAGAGGCCGGUAAUCGGCACUUUUCUUGGAGUGACCACAGGAGCAAUGCUAACUAAUAUUGCACUUGACUACUUCCACUAUGUAGAGCUAAUGUUCUGCGGGGAGGUGCACCUUCCUGAUGAAGUGUACAGCCCUAAUAGUGACGAUGAGAAAUAUGAUAUUGAUAUCUAAAAAGUGAAGUCAUGUGUCAAUGUAUAAAUGAUGUAAAUAGUGUUAAUGUACGGGUUGAGCAGUUAAAUCAAAAAUCAAGAUGAUUGAAGCAAAGCAGCUAAAGAAAGGAUGCUAAGCAUGAGGCAUUUCGUGCAUUGACCAACCUGUUCCUAUCUCUAUUGCACAUAAGGCCCUCUAUUGCACCCUUAGUGCACAUAAUUAUAUUGCUGUCCUGCUUGUCAAUGUCACGGGCGAGACAGCAAUAUAUUUACGCGCGUGCGACAAGAUAGGAACAAGUGCGUCAAUGUACGAAAUUUGUCAAUGUCCUUUCUUUUAUUUUAGUCUAGAUGAGUAAUCAAUUAUUUUGACAGCUGAUUUUACCUCAAUCUUCCAUGUUUGUUUGCACUAAGUUAGAUUAAGAUUUUGCCAUAAGAAGAAUAUUUUUGGCAGUACUUAUAUUAAAUGGUAACCCAUGUUUGGGUAUUUGCUAAGUGUUGGACAAUUAACUUGUAUCAUCAUUGAAUUAAUUAAAUCAUUCACUUCUAGUAAUAGAGUAGUAUGUAGAGCUUUUUCACCAAAUAGUAUGAGCAACGCUAACUGGCGCGGACGCGUGUGGCGGAUUUUACCUACAAUGGCACCGUGUGCGUGCGACCGCGCCAGCUAGUAGACACCCUUAUUUUUGGAGGUUUAGGAAAAUAUUGUGAAUGUGCUUGAGAUUGUUUAAAUUUUCUGAUAAAAUUAAUUCAUAAAUUUCAUAUUAUAAUUUUGUUUGCAGUCAUAAGAAUUCUAGUCUUUUCCGAAUACUUGUGCUUGUUUUUUAUGUAUUUAAUUUUUUGUUAUAAUUGUAAGCCCUAAACUAUAAGAAAUAUAGUAUCGUCAUACAAGACAUGGAUUUAUUUUUUGUAGCUGGUAUACAAAGUGAA
This is a messenger RNA of Cydia splendana, 1691 nucleotides long. RefSeq lists its product as uncharacterized. The transcript has 2 exons. NCBI's taxonomy places the organism in Eukaryota, Metazoa, Arthropoda, Insecta, Lepidoptera, Tortricidae. The record is from RefSeq and is a predicted model, not a curated record. Bases 205 to 789 code for a protein of 194 amino acids.